This is a messenger RNA of Cutaneotrichosporon cavernicola, 693 nucleotides long. RefSeq lists its product as uncharacterized. The record is from RefSeq and is a predicted model, not a curated record. The coding region runs from base 1 to 693 and encodes 230 amino acids. Lineage: Eukaryota; Fungi; Basidiomycota; Tremellomycetes; Trichosporonales; Trichosporonaceae. Gene Ontology annotation, molecular function: hydrolase activity, acting on halide bonds, in C-halide compounds. The transcript has a single exon.
AUGGCUGAACAGACUCCGCCCGUACCCAAGGUCCUCGCCUUUGACGUCUUCGGCACCGUCGUAGACUGGCACACCACCAUCGCGCGCGAAGUCGAAUCCCUCGUCCCGGGCAUUGACGGCGACGCCUUCGCCCUCCAAUGGCGACAAGGCUACGCGCCCGCCAUGGCCGCGACCAUGGCCUCUGGCACCUUCCGCGUCCUCGAUGACCUGCACAUGGACAUCCUCCGCACCAUCGCGCCGCCUCUCUCGGAAUCCCAGCUAUCCGAACUGAACCGCGCAUGGCAUCGACUCGAUCCAUGGCCCGAAGCCGUCGCCGCUCUGAACCGGUUAAAGAGCCGUUUCGUCAUCACCCCAUUGUCGAAUGGCGGCAUUGGCCUGCUUACAUACAUGGCCAAACGGGCGGGGUUACCUUGGGACCUUAUAUUGUGUGCCGAGGUGUUUGGCGCUUACAAGCCCGAUCAUAGGACUUACCAGGGUGUGGCUAGGGUGCUUGGCGUUAAGCCCGAGGAAGUCAUGAUGGUGGCAGCGCAUGAGAAGGACCUGGAUGCCGCACAGGACGCCGGUCUACAGACAGCAUAUAUCGAGCGCGUACAUGAGUUUGGCGCGAAGAGGACAAAGGACGUUAGCCCGUCUCCACGCCAUCCCCUCCAUUUCCGCGACCUCGCCGCACUCGCAGAUUACUUUGGUUGCUAG